AUGGGUUAUUCCUACUCCUACAUCUUCCCAAAUGCUCAACAUUCCAACUACACUUCGAAUCCAACAUCAAUCCGAAGCGGCGUCGCCACGGCUGCACAGUCAGCGGAUAAGAAUCCGAAGCGACGCAUGUCUAGACGAAUCACCAUCGAGACAUCCACAUCGGGGCAGCAAUACGUAUCAAUACAGCGGUCGCGAUCGGGCAGUCGUCAGACCAGUCAAUACCUCCACCCGCCGCACCACCAUCACCAUCACGACUAUGGCCUUGUCUGCGAAGUCGAGAAUUUAAAGAAGGCCUUGGCAGCGGCUCAGGCGGAAACCCAUCGCUUAGGCAGCGUCGUCAUCCCUCAGCUCGAGUGCCAGAUUGCCAACUUGAGUGCCGAAAAUGAAACAUUGAGACGCCAACUACAAAACACAACUGGAAGGCAUGUUCGGCAUCCUGCCGAGGUUGAGGCUUUGCGCAUACGAAUCUGCCAUCAAGACAAGGAGAUUAAAGACUUGAAAUGCGACAAGGCCAGCCUGGAACGAAGACUCGAAGAUCUUCUGCGGCAGAUAAGUCAGCACCGAUGCGGUGGGUGCGGUGGAGGCUGCAGCAGCAGAAUAGAAGAACUCGUGCGCGAUGCGGCACAAUGGAAAGACAAGUUCUUUGACAUGCAAGAUCGACGAAAUGCUCUCUCUGAUUUGGCAGAUGCGCAAGAGAGAAAGAUUCGGGCAUAUGAAGAUAUACUUCGUCGAAACGGAUUCAUUUGUCCUUGA
Messenger RNA from Akanthomyces muscarius, 753 nucleotides. RefSeq lists its product as uncharacterized. Bases 1 to 753 code for a protein of 250 amino acids. NCBI's taxonomy places the organism in Eukaryota, Fungi, Ascomycota, Sordariomycetes, Hypocreales, Cordycipitaceae. The record is from RefSeq and is a predicted model, not a curated record. The transcript is spliced from 4 exons.